This is a messenger RNA of Podospora pseudocomata, 1497 nucleotides long. It is a transcript of the gene DYS1, whose product is annotated as Deoxyhypusine synthase. Gene Ontology annotation, biological process: peptidyl-hypusine biosynthetic process. Gene Ontology annotation, molecular function: deoxyhypusine synthase activity. Gene Ontology annotation, cellular component: cytoplasm. The record is from RefSeq and is a predicted model, not a curated record. The transcript is spliced from 2 exons. The coding region runs from base 439 to 1497 and encodes 352 amino acids. Lineage: Eukaryota; Fungi; Ascomycota; Sordariomycetes; Sordariales; Podosporaceae.
CUUGAGAUGAGUGUCAUUGAAAAGCGGUCGCCGACUAUUGAUAUCAAUGAUGAAUUCUUAGAUCUCGCCGUUGCUCGGCUUUGUACAUGGGAUGGGGCAUGGAGCAAGCAGCAUCAGCUGUGUGGCAUUCAAGAUUCGACAUUUAAAAGUGGGGCGGGAUGUGUAACUGCAGCCAAGAAGGUCCCUCAUUCUCUGAGACUCAGACUCCCGCUUCGUCUGAAGAUUCAAGCCAAAAAGGCGUUGGCAAGAUAAGAAGAAGUGACCACCAUUUGAAUUUGGGUCUACUCUGCCAAGUGUACUCAAGCAUCAUCAGUCUCGGUUUGACUUACUGUACAUAUCUCCAUCCUUCGCCUGUUUCUCAAACACUAUCUUGAGAUUUUCACCCGGAUCUCAACCCCGCCAUCAUCAUCAGAUAUCAAAAACCUCAGAUAGACAAAAAUGGACAGCAACCUGCCCCCAACCGCAGCCACCGAGGCCGUCCUCGUCCAAUCAGUCGACAUGCCCUCAGACGCCCAAAAAGUAGAAGAGCUCGACUUCAACGCCUUCAAAGGCCGGCCCAUCACCGUCGACGACCUCCUCCAGGGCAUGAAGCACAUGGGCUUCCAAGCCUCCUCCAUGUGCGAAGCCGUCCGGAUAAUCAACGACAUGCGCACCUGGUCAGACCCCUCCGACCCCUCGGCCAAAACCACCAUCUUCCUCGGCUACACCUCCAACCUCAUCUCCUCCGGCCUCCGCGGCACCCUCCGCUACCUAGCCCAGCACUCCCACAUCUCCGCCAUCGUCACCACCGCCGGCGGCGUCGAGGAGGACUUUAUCAAGUGCCUCGGCGACACCUACCUCUCCUCAUUCGCCGCCGAGGGCUCCUCCCUCCGCAAGCAAGGGCUCAACCGCAUCGGGAACCUCGUCGUCCCCAACAAGAACUACUGCCUGUUUGAAGAUUGGGUCGUGCCCAUCCUGGACAGGAUGCUCGAGGAGCAGGAGGCCUCCAAGGGUACCGAUGACGAGAUCAACUGGACGCCCUCCAAGAUUAUCCACCGGUUGGGCAAGGAGAUCAACGAUGAGAGGAGUGUCUAUUACUGGGCGUACAAGAACAACAUCCCUGUUUUCUGCCCGGCGCUGACGGAUGGGAGUUUGGGGGAUAUGCUGUAUUUCCACACGUUCAAGGCGUCGCCGAAGCAGUUGAGGGUGGAUAUCGUCGAAGAUAUCAGAAAGAUCAACACCAUUGCUGUGAGGGCCAAGAGGGCAGGCAUGAUUAUUCUGGGAGGCGGGAUUGUGAAGCACCACAUAGCCAAUGCGUGCUUGAUGAGAAACGGGGCCGAGUCGGCCGUGUAUGUCAACACGGCUCAGGAGUUUGACGGCAGUGACGCCGGUGCGAGACCAGAUGAGGCGGUCAGCUGGGGAAAGAUCAAGAUCGGUGCUGAUGCAGUCAAGGUCUACAUGGAAGCCACAGCCGCCUUCCCCUUCAUCGUAGCCAACACCUUUGCAAAAGAAGACUAG